AUGGAGGAUGAAUUGUUCAAAAGAACCCAUGAUGGGUUGACUUUGCUAUGUAUUAAAGGAUUAGAACAGAUGCAAGUCAUGGCAGAAGUCCAUGAGGGCAUUUAUGGUGCUCAUCAGAAGCACAUAGUGCAUAGGUUUGUCUUGCCACAAACAAUUACUGUCAAUCAAGGGACAGUGUUUAAUGGUGAUGAAGUGAUGGAGUUUGCCAAAGAGUAUGGCAUUCAAAUGUUGAACUCAUCUCCAUAUUAUGCCCAAAAUUCAACGAGGGAUAGCAUUCAAGCAUCUCCUUAUGAGUUAGUUUAUGGUCAUGCUAUAAUUCUACAAUUAGAGGUGACAGUAAAGUCUAGUAGGGCGGCUAAGCAUUAUGGCAUUCCUAUUGAUGAGUAUGUAGAAGCCAUGUUUAUGGAGUUGCAAGAUGUAGAGUGCAAAAGGAUUGAUGCCUUUGAUUGUAUGAUGGCUCAGAAGAAGAAAGUUGAGAGAGUUUAUAACAAGAAUGUUAAGUUAAAACUUUUUGGGGAAGGUGAUUUAGUGUGGAAAACUAUCUUGCCAUUGGGAACAAAAGACCUUGAGUUUGGCAAGUAG
Messenger RNA from Camellia sinensis, 582 nucleotides. The record is from RefSeq and is a predicted model, not a curated record. NCBI's taxonomy places the organism in Eukaryota, Viridiplantae, Streptophyta, Magnoliopsida, Ericales, Theaceae.